Cylindrotheca closterium is the source of this 1923-nucleotide messenger RNA. NCBI's taxonomy places the organism in Eukaryota, Bacillariophyta, Bacillariophyceae, Bacillariales, Bacillariaceae. The record is from the annotation of a GenBank genome assembly.
AUGAAUGAAAACGCUGCUACCUAUUAUGCUAUCAAAAGCUGUUCACGAUUACAUGCGCCUGUCCUGUUUUUUAGUUGGGACGAUGCUUCCCAGUUUCUUCACAGCUCCACGCUGUCUUCCACAGAAUACGCCGAGUUCGAUGAUAUGUAUCAUGCUCUGGAAUACAUGAGCAGCAGCGACAGCUCUAAUGAAUCUCCUAUUGCUCAAGAAGCGAUACCAGCUGUUUCCACAAGCUGUGUCGCCCGAGCUGCUCAUUGUUAUAAUAAUACUUUCCAGAGACCAGCUGAAGUGUGGAAAGCCACUACGAAACGAUCACUCCCAGAGAGUGAACGACGCAUCAAACGACGUAAACGGAAUCGUAUAAAAGAUGAUCUAUGCGCCACCACAAAGGCCCUGAGUGCCCUCAACUUUGACCGAAGCAAUGGCAAUCCCAUGCUGACAAAGAAUAACAGCAACAACAGCACCAUGAACAACGAGUUCUUUUUGUACACUGGACAAAUACACGACGACAUACCCAAAACAGUCACUUAUGUUCGGACGCAAACAUCGUUAGACUUUAUUCCAGAAAGUACCUUUCGGGAUCUAAAGCAGUUGGGGACUGUGGAAAUUCAGAAACCGGUUCGAGUGAUUGGACGUAGAGCCUUUUUUUCGUGUCGAUCGCUUACAGAAGUAUCCUUACCUUCCACUGUCAAGGUAAUUGGUGAUCAUGCCUUUCGAUCAUGUUUUCCAUCCGGCUCUUUAGCGCUUCCAGAAGGAUUGGAAACGAUUGGAAAGUGGGCCUUUCGACAGUGCGAGUUUAGGUCCAUGAGAAUCCCGGAUUCGAUUGAAGAAGUUACCGAAGCCUCCUUUUCCAACUGUUCCAAGUUGCUGUCCUGUGAAAUAUCCGAAAAAAUGAUUCGAAUUCGAGAUGGGGCCUUUUCGUAUUGCCAACGAUUAAGGAAUAUUGCUAUUGGCAAGAACACCAGAACCUGCAAACGUGGUGUAUUUGGUGGUUGCCAGGAUUUGCUUGACCUCUUCCACUCGGAGGAUGCCUUGGUGGAUGCCUUGAAGCACCGUUUCGAUGCACUGCCCUUGCACAAAACAUGCUAUUACCAGAGUUUCUCGGAAAAUGUGGAGAUUGUUCAAAUGUUGGAUAUGAAUUCGGACGAUGGAUCGAAACAGGAUUGCCUUGGAAUGACUCCUCUGCACAUUCUAGCCCUCUCCUCCAGACAGGAUAUUCAAAUGUACCAAAAUGUGAUCGAAUGCUCCCCCAGUGAUCUUGUGACCCUUGAUAGAUGGGGCGAAAUUCCAUUGAAUUAUGCUUGCCACAAUGAUAUUCCAGUUGAUAUUCUCCAAUGCAUGCUAGAAGGUCACCUGUCAAUGUUUCAUACGGAACAUAUAAUCUGGGGAAGGUUGAUCGAUAUAUUGUGCUCCAUUGGAGCGUCCCGAGAAAAGUUUCAGCUGGUACUAGAAUCCCAACAAAGAUAUUCGCCCAAUGAGAGACUCGAUUGGGCUAAGAUCUUGGAGACAACAUUGCAUAUGAAUGCUAACCCUGAAACCACUAGGUUUCUCUUUGAAUGUAGCAUUCAUCGACGAUUGAAACAAUUGGGGCUUGAAAAGUGGAGGUCGAGUGUGAUCAAUGAAGUGGCACAAAUUGACGACUUCUCCAAUCGACAAGCAUGCAAUGAGGUCGUGCACGAGAAGCUAGUAGAGAUGGAGCGCAGGGAAAUUCUUUCGUUGGUGGAACAAUCAGUCUGGAAAGAUAGAAUGAUGGAUGGUGGCGAAGACAGUAUGAAGAUUGGAUAUCAAGAGGAAGAACCAUCUGCGACUCGAAGCAAUCCUUAUUGGCGGGAACUCUGUCGCGUCAAGUGUGGUGCAGAUAUAGUGGUAUCCAAUGUACUUCCUUUUCUGGGGAAUUACCUUCAGCAACACCCAAAGAAGUGA